GUACAGUACAAGGAUUUGAUAAAUACUUGUACUGUACUUCAUACAUUUUGUCACCAAGGUUUUCUUUUUGCAGCAGGCAUGAAAGAAAGUUCUUUCUCAUUUUGAACAGCAUGGCAAGUUGUCUUUUCAGAAAAUUUGAUACUGUGCAUACGGUACAGUGAGUACUCUCUGACAUUAAUGCAUUUCUCAAGUAAAAUACUUAAAAAUGUACUUCGUAAGAUUACUCCUAUGAUCAACUUCCCUUCCCAACCACAUUAGGUGUCAGUGCUUUCACAUCAUUCAUUCUGUCUGUAAUUACUGAGUAAUGUCACAAUUGUUUUUUAUAUAUUCUCACAAGUGUGUUUCUUUGUACAUUGUACAUAUAUUGUUAAUUUAUAUUAAUUUCCCUUGUAAAUAUCUCCUCCCUCCCUUACUUUGUUAUACUCUUGACAUUUUGCACCGUGUGUCAGAGAGGACUGCAAUUAUAUUGUGCUAAAUGAACUGUUUGUAUGGCAUAUUUGAUGAUAAAGUCUUUAGCUUUGAACUGCUGUCGACAUGCCGUAACUGGAAUGACAGUCCCUCAAGUGGGCGUGACCAGUUAGGUAAGUCCUGUCCAAACCUGCUCUCCUUGUCUGCUGUCUGCUACUAUAAACCAGCAACACGUCCCUAUAUGAGGACAUUCUCUGUCUGUUUUCACUCACUUACAAACGUAAGUUUUAUUUUUUCACACAGCCAAUAUGCCGGUGAUAGUGUUUUGGACCAGUGUCAGCUCUAAUACGACGAUAAAGAAAGGCCAGCAUAGAAUCUUCGACAUCCUGUCCUCUUUAAAAAUCCCUCACAAAGCUGUGGACAUUUCUCAGAAUUCAGACGACAAAGACCAAAUGAGAGAGAUUGCAGGAAACCCAACUGCAUUGGCUCCUCAAAUAUGCAACGGAGAAGUUUACUGUGGAGAUCUCAAAGCAUUUGAGGAGGCAGUUGAGAUGGAUAAUUUGCAAGAUUUCCUCCGACUUUAAUUGGUGUUACACUCGACCACAAAGACACAACACACAUAUUAAACAAAAGUACAUGGACUUUAAACAAUGAAGUUAUAUUAAUGUAAGUGUUUUUGAUGUGUGGUUAAUUAAAGGCAUAAUAAAGAAAAUGGCAUAAUAAAGAAAAUAUCCUGUUUGUGUC
This is a messenger RNA of Cynoglossus semilaevis (tongue sole), 1152 nucleotides long. RefSeq names its product SH3 domain-binding glutamic acid-rich-like protein 3. The transcript has 3 exons. Lineage: Eukaryota; Metazoa; Chordata; Actinopteri; Pleuronectiformes; Cynoglossidae. The record is from RefSeq and is a predicted model, not a curated record. Bases 717 to 992 code for a protein of 91 amino acids. Gene Ontology annotation, cellular component: cytoplasm.